AUGAACCACCAACCAAACGGGUCCGCCAUCGCCAACGGCACCGGACAACAAAACUUGCAUACCCUCCCACACCACCAACAACAACAGCAGCAGCAUCAAUCACAGCAUCACUUGCACCAGGGCCACGACAACAACCAUCACACCCAUCCCAACGGAAACGGACACGCCUCUGACAGCAGCACCAGCAACAGUAAUAACAACAACAACAACCUUAAUAACACCAACGGCAAUGGAAACAACAACAACACUAAUAACAACAAUCGAUCCGAUGACCAAGGAGCAGGGUCUCCACCCGAUCUACAGAACGCUCCCCAGCGGAGGAAGAAGGCCAGCCGAGCGAAAAAGGCAAAGUACCUUCAGGACGCAUACGACUCGCAACAAGCUGCAGAGCAAGCGGCCCAAGGAGGAAACAUGAACGCCGUGGGCAUGGACCAGAAAUCCUUGCUCCCUAAUCAGGAUCAGCAACGGCAGGGUCCAGCUGGCAUGGAGGAAUCGCCAUUGACGGACGCGAAUGCAUUGUUCAACUUCCCAAUGAGUUCGGACUAUGGUUUUGGAUCAGAGGCUGUCAACUUGGAAUACUCGAUCAUAUCAACUAUGCUGUCUUCACCCACAGCGGAGCUCAACUCGAUGUCAGAUCUGUCCAUGGUCGAAAACUGGCAACGUCAGGGGUCUCUGGAUGCGAUGGCAAACUUGGCCAACAGCAACCAAUUACAAAAGGCGCUCGCUGCUCAAGGAGCUGUCGCAGCCGCAGCAGCGGCGUCUGUUGGACCAGGGUCUGGAUCAAGCGCCUCUGGGUCGAACGGGGGAUUGACCAACGCUGGGGCGACAAAUCACGCGAACGGCACCAGCGCCAACAACAGCAGCCAUAACAACAGUAACAACAAUGCCAAUAACACUGCGAACAACAACAACAGUACAGCAGCCAGCAAUGCCACGAUGGGACUCAUGGGCCCCGGUGCACCAGCAGCGAACAAUCCCACAGCACCCACUGUAUUUCACGCCCCAGGAGUCGCUAGGGUCAGCAAACGAAAGUUCCCGAGCAACACCCCAGAGAAUGUCUACGCCAACACUAAACAACCUUUCAAUUAUACCGACGGCUUCCACUACCUCUUACGAUACGUCCGGGAACGGAUGGACAAAGAGGAGAUGAUGCGUAUUUGCAGGGCCAUGGCCAUGUUUCGACCCUCAUUUAUUGCCCUGAUCAUGAACUUGACGCCGGAGGACCUGAUUUUUAUGGAAAAAUGUUUUCAGCGCACCAUCCUUGAGUUUGAAAAGUUGAUCAGCUUUUCAGGAACGCCAACUGUGGUAUGGCGUCGGACAGGAGAGAUUGCUUUGGUGGGCAAGGAGUUUUCGUUAUUGACACAAUGGGGGCGAGACCAACUUGUGGGCAAGAAGACGUAUAUCUACGAACUGAUGGACAACCAGUCGGCGGUCGAAUACUGGGAAAAGUUCUCGACGCAUGCAUUUGAGAACACGGAACAGACGGUGAUGACGACGUGUAUCUUGCUUAGUCCGACCAACCGUGUUGUGCCCUGUACGUUCUGCUUUACGAUCAAGAGAGAUAUCUUUGACAUUCCUCUUGCCAUUGUUGGCAACUUUUUACCUAUCCUCUCAUAA
This is a messenger RNA of Linnemannia hyalina, 1617 nucleotides long. The record is from the annotation of a GenBank genome assembly. NCBI's taxonomy places the organism in Eukaryota, Fungi, Mortierellomycota, Mortierellomycetes, Mortierellales, Mortierellaceae.